AUGGGGGGCGAGCAGGAGGAGCAGGCGCUUGCGGCGACGGAGGAGGCGUGCCGCGUCUACGUGGGGAACCUGCUGCCCAAGGCCAAGGAGAGCCACCUCACAAGCAAGUUCUCGCGCUUCGGGACCAUCCACAGCCCUCCAGGCUUCGCGUUCGUGCGGUUCGCGGCUCCCGACGCGGCGCAGCGAGCGGUGGAGUCCUGCCGUGAGGAUGGCGCCAUGGAGAUCCUGGGGAAGGCCGUGCGCGUGCAGAUGGCGGGGGACAAGUACCGCAAGCCCUCGAUCGGGGGCGAGGAGCAGCAGAGCCAGGCA
Messenger RNA from Phytophthora sojae, 309 nucleotides. RefSeq lists its product as hypothetical. Gene Ontology annotation, molecular function: RNA binding. The record is from RefSeq and is a predicted model, not a curated record. The transcript has 2 exons. NCBI's taxonomy places the organism in Eukaryota, Oomycota, Peronosporomycetes, Peronosporales, Peronosporaceae. The annotation marks the transcript as partial.